Emiliania huxleyi CCMP1516 is the source of this 528-nucleotide messenger RNA. RefSeq lists its product as hypothetical. Gene Ontology annotation, molecular function: GTPase activity. The annotation marks the transcript as partial. The record is from RefSeq and is a predicted model, not a curated record. Lineage: Eukaryota; Haptophyta; Isochrysidales; Noelaerhabdaceae. The transcript has a single exon.
CGCCCCGUCGCGUGCAUCGUGCUCGGCAUGGCGGGCAGCGGGAAGACGACUCUGAUGCAGAGGCUCAACUCGCACCUGCAUGAGGCGAAGCGGCCAUACUACCUGAUCAACCUGGACCCGGCGGUGCUCGAUACGCCCUUCGGCGCCAACAUCGACAUCCGCGACACCGUCAACUACAAGGAGGUGAUGAAGCAGUACAGCCUCGGGCCAAACGGAGGCAUCCUCACCUCGCUCAACCUCUUCGCGACCAAGUUCCACGAGGUGCUCGGCCUGGUCGAGGCGCGCGCCGAGGAGCUCGACUUUGUCCUCCUCGACACGCCCGGCCAGAUCGAGAUCUUCACCUGGUCCGCCUCUGGCGCCAUCAUCUCUGAGUCGCUCGCCGCGUCGAUGCCGACGGUGGUUGUGUACGUCGUCGACACGCCGCGCUGCUCCUCGGCCGUCACCUUCAUGUCGAACAUGCUCUACGCCUGCUCCAUCCUCUACAAGACCAAGCUGCCCCUUCUCCUCGUCUUCAACAAGACUGACGUC